AUGUAUUGGGCUAAAAAAGUGAUCGAAUGGUCUGCGGACUACGAGAGUGCAUAUAGCUUUUUAAUCGAGCAGAACGACAAAUAUGAGCUGGAUGGACGAGAUCCCAAUGGAUACUGUGGCGUUAUGUGGAAUUUUGGCAUGCACGAUCGUGCACAUGCGGUAAUUGAUUUAAAUAUAAUAGUUAAAUCGUUCGGCUUGCUGGGAAGCUUCUUGGUUCCACGAUUUUUAUCAAUAUGA
Messenger RNA from Gongylonema pulchrum, 237 nucleotides. The record is from the annotation of a GenBank genome assembly. NCBI's taxonomy places the organism in Eukaryota, Metazoa, Nematoda, Chromadorea, Rhabditida, Gongylonematidae.